Hansenula anomala is the source of this 2977-nucleotide messenger RNA. It is a transcript of the gene SEC27, whose product is annotated as coatomer subunit beta'. The record is from RefSeq and is a predicted model, not a curated record. The transcript has 4 exons. Gene Ontology annotation, cellular component: COPI vesicle coat. Bases 1 to 2577 code for a protein of 858 amino acids. Gene Ontology annotation, molecular function: structural molecule activity; protein binding. Gene Ontology annotation, biological process: endoplasmic reticulum to Golgi vesicle-mediated transport; retrograde vesicle-mediated transport, Golgi to endoplasmic reticulum; intra-Golgi vesicle-mediated transport. NCBI's taxonomy places the organism in Eukaryota, Fungi, Ascomycota, Saccharomycetes, Phaffomycetales, Wickerhamomycetaceae.
AUGAAGUUAGACGUCAAGAAACAAUUCAGUUCCAGGACUGAUAGAGUCAAAGGAAUCGAUUUCCAUCCAACUGAACCAUGGGUAUUGACUACUCUUUAUUCUGGUCGUGUUGAAAUAUGGUCAUAUGAAACUGGUACUAAAAUAAAAUCCAUUGAUGUUGCUGAAGUUCCAGUUCGUUCUGGUCGUUUCAUUGCUCGUAAGAAUUGGAUCGUUGUUGGAUCUGAUGAUUUCCAAGUUAGAAUCUAUAAUUACAACACUGGUGAAAAAGUCGCCCAAUUUGAAGCACAUCCUGAUUAUAUUCGUUCGAUCGCUGUUCAUCCAACUCGUCCUUAUGUCCUAACAUCUUCAGAUGAUAUGACCAUUAAAUUAUGGAAUUGGGAUAACAAUUGGAAAUUGGAACAAACUUUUGAAGGUCAUAAUCAUUAUGUUAUGUCAUUAGCUUUCAAUCCAAAAGAUCCAAAUACUUUUGCAUCUGCUUGUUUAGACCAUACUGUUAAAAUCUGGUCAUUAGGUAACAAUGUUCCAAAUUUCACUUUGAAUGCCCAUGAACAAAAAGGUGUCAAUUAUGUCAGUUAUUACCCACAAUCAGAUAAACCAUAUUUAAUCACUUCUUCAGAUGAUAGAACUAUUAAAAUCUGGGAUUAUCAAACAAAAUCCGCAGUUGCCACUUUAGAAGGUCAUUCUUCAAACGUUUCAUUUGCAAUUUUCCAUCAAGAACUACCGAUCAUCAUUUCAGGUUCAGAAGAUGCCACAAUUAAAAUUUGGAAUUCAAACACUUAUAAAUUGGAGAAAACUUUGAAUUACGGCCUCGAUAGAGCUUGGUGUAUAUCUUCUCAUAAAAAUUCAAACUCUUUAGCUAUUGGGUUUGAUGCAGGUUUUGCCGUUUUACAAUUAGGUAAUGAUGAACCACGUUUAUCAAUGGAUCCAGUGGGUAAAUUAAUCUGGGCUAAAAAUAAUGAAGUUUAUAGCUCUGUUAUCAAAGGAAAUGAACAAGUUGAAGAUGGUGAAACUUUACCAUUAUCAUCAAAAGAUUUAGGUUCUGUGGAAAUUUUCCCAACUUCUUUAAAACAUUCACCAAAUGGUCGUUUUGUUACUGUUACUGGUGAUGGUGAAUACAUCAUUUAUACAGCUUUAGCUUGGAGAAAUAAAGAAUAUGGUUCUGCUUUAGAUUUCGUUUGGGCUCAAGAUCCAAAUAUCUUUGCCAUUAGAGAUGCACAAAAUCAAAUAAUUAUUCAUAAAAAUUUUAAACCAAAACCAAAUGGUGAAAUUGAUUUCCCAUAUAAUGUUGAAAAAUUAUAUGGUGGUUCAUUAUUAGGUGUUAAAUCUGAUGAAUUUGUUGCAUUCUAUGAUUGGGAAUCAAGUGAAUUAGUUAGAAGAAUUGAUGUUGAUGCAACUGAUAUAGUUUGGUCAGAAUCUGGUGAAUUGGUUUUGAUUGUUUCAUCAGAUGCAUCAUAUGCUUUGAAAUUUGAUAAAGAUAUCUUUGUGGAAGCUUUAGAAGCUGGUAACAUUGAUCCAGAAGAUGGUGUUGAAGAUAGUUUUGAAGUUUUAUAUGAUGUUAAUGAUUCAGUCACAUCAGGUAAAUGGGUUGGUGAUGUUUUCAUCUUCACAACAAGCACAAACAGAUUAAACUAUUUAGUUGGUGGUAAAACUUAUAACAUUGCACAUUUUGAUAACACUGCUUAUUUAUUAGGUUAUUUGGCUCGUGAUAAUAAAGUUUAUGUUGCUGAUAAAGAUAUCAAUGUUUCAAGUUAUCAUUUAUCAUUAGCUGUCUUGGAAUAUCAAACUUUAGUAUUGAGAGGUGAAUUAGAACAAGCUAAUCAAGAUUUAUUACCAAGUAUUGAAAAAAAUGAUUUAUUGAAAAUUUCAAGAUUUUUAGAAGCUCAAGAAUAUUUAGAAGAAGCUUUACAAAUUUCACCAGAUUCUGAACAAAAAUUUGAAAUUGCCUUGAAGAUUAAAGAUUUUACCACUGCGAGAACAAUUGCCUCUGAGGAAAACACUGAACAUAAAUGGAAAUCAUUAGGUGAUUUAGCAUUAUCAUCUUUCAAAUAUAAAUUAGCUAUUGAAUCCUUCCAAAAAGCAAAUGAUAUUGAAAGUUUAUUAUUAUUAUACACUUCAUUCAAUGAUAAGAAACAUUUGAGUGAAUUGGCUGAACAGGCUAAAGCCAAAGGUAAAUACAAUGUUGCCUUUAAUGCUUAUUACACAAUAGGUGAUAUUCCAAAAGCUAUUGAAUUGUUGAACAUAAGUAAAAGAUACACUGAAGCAUCAUUUUUAGGAUUAACUUAUGGUGCUGAUGUUUCCAAGUCUGUUGAAAACUGGAAAGCUGAUUUAGUUAAACUUGGUAAAGGUUCGAUUGCUGAAAGAAUAUCCAUACCAGAAUCUCCAUCAAAACCAUCACAACAAGAAGAUUUGGUUGAUUUGAAUGAUGAUGAUGAUGAGACUCCACAAGAAGAAGCAGAAGUUGACGAAGAAGUCGAAGUUGAAGAACCUGUUGCAGUUGAAUUGGAGAAACCUUUAGAGCCUGAACCAACUAGAGAAGAAGAGGAAGAGGAGGACUUUGAAGAUGCUGCAUCUGAAUAGAUGUCCCCAUUUCAAUUGAAUUCUAAAAAAAACACUGUCAUAUGAUUUAGAUAAUCAUUUUAUAUUAUUAUUUUUUGUAAUUUUGAAAUUUGUUUGAAAAAGAAGUAUUUGUUUUGAGUACAAAGUCUGUAAAAUUAAGUAUAUUUACAUGGGGAUCAUCAAUUCAUUAACUAAAUACAUCAACUUUAUCAACAUUCUUUCUUUUGUUGAGACACACGAAAUAAUAUUCUUUUGAUUCAGGUCUACUUGCAACUGGUUUAUCUCUAUGAACUUUUUCGAAAACUUUCUUUAAUCUGUUUUCUAAACUUUUAUCUUCUGAACCUGAAAAGAAUUUACAAACAAAAGAGCCUCUUGGCUUUAACAAAUCGAUAGCAAGAAUCAAAGCAGCAUCGCAAAGGUU